AUGCUUGCCAGCGUAGUGUACUACGUGCGUGUGCUUAGUGUAGAAAAGCUGCUUCUGUCUGCGUGCCGCGAUGAACAGACCAACAACAACUGGCAGCUGUUCUUGGCAGCACAAAAGCAGUAUCUGGCUAACGGCUUGUAUGGCCUAAUGAGCGAGAUAAUUAACAUGCUGGCGUACAGCAAGCACGUCGCGCUAGAGGCAGGCAACGCCAGCAAUGCGUACUGGUCACAGGACAAGAAAAUCUUCUACUUGCACGGCUGGCAGAUCUACAUCAGCCGCUUCCGCAAGAUAGCGCAGGACGUAGUAACAGAGGCUGAGCAGAUGCUGUGGCAGGAGUUGUGCUGGGUGGCGAGGAAAGAAGACUGGUUUGCCGUCGAGCUGGACAAGGUUGUCGACGACGUCUUGUUCACAAAGCGCCGCUAG
Messenger RNA from Ascochyta rabiei, 423 nucleotides. RefSeq lists its product as uncharacterized. The record is from RefSeq and is a predicted model, not a curated record. Bases 1 to 423 code for a protein of 140 amino acids. Lineage: Eukaryota; Fungi; Ascomycota; Dothideomycetes; Pleosporales; Didymellaceae. The transcript has a single exon.